GUUUAGACUCGGGAUUUUGAGAAUCCCAUGUUUCUUUUUUCAGAUUCAGUUCAUUCUCUCUGAACUUAGGGUUUUCACAUCACCAUUUCUUGAGUGUUUGUGGUGAUUGCAUCAAGAGCAGGGGAUUUUGAGAAGCCCAUGUUUCUUUUCACAUCAUAUCACACACGGAUUUGGUACAAUUUGUAAAUUGUUUCACUUUUUAUUGUUUUUGCUAGGGCUGUAUUCAAUCAGCUAGGGUUUUCAUCUUUUACAAACAAGGGGAAGCUGCGGCCGUCAAUAUGGUUCUCAAGAUUGAGCUAUGCAGAUUCAGUGGCCAGAAGAUUUACCCUGUAUGUGAGACCUGGUGCUGCACCUAUGCUUGGAGCGAGUCCUGUAGCAACUGGUGGAGCCCUGGGUCAAGUUCGUCUACCUGGAAGUAUGUUAUCUUUUGCUGGUCGAGGUGGAGGUGAAUGGCAUCCAGCUGGCACAAAAAAAACGUUCCUCCUAAUAUGUAGAAAAACUUUCAUCCGGGUUGGAACAACAAUGGAGUGGGUCGUGAAUUUGGCAGUGGACUAGAUUUCACCCUUCCAUCACACAAGUAAUGACCGUACAUCACUAUCAUAUCUUAUCUAGAUUGCUGAUGAUUAUCUGUAGGUGGUUAUUAAAGUGCGGAUGAUUCAUUUUUCUAUGCUUCUACAAUGGUUUUGAGUAGAAACCGUGGAGAUUACAAGGCAUUGAUAUAUCAGCUUUUUUUAACUUCGGUAUGAAUGAGGAAACCUGGAAGGAAUAUUGCAAACAACUGGAACAUCGCCUAGAGGCUACAAUGCAAAGUAAAAUUCACGUUUAUGAAAGCGGGAGGGCUGAACAGAAGUAUGAUCCUGAUCUCCCCCCAGAGCUAGCUGCAGCAGCAGGUCAUGAUAUCUCAUCUGAAAACCGUAACUUUGGAAAAGUUGAUGUGCAAAGUGACUUAGCUAAGGGGUCUGUACACUCUCCGAUGCAAUUGAUGACUAAGGAGUCAAUAUAUUACAAAACAACAUCUAACGUCUUUUGUAAGCCAAUCAUAGACGAAUAUGGAGACAUGAUGAUGGCGAGCACCAUUUGUAAUCUUGAGUACAUGCAAUAGUAAAGGAAAACAGAUGGUUAUAUUAAUGUUAAGCUGAAAAGAUAAACCGUUUCAUCCCACAUCGUUGAAAAAUUUUAGUUGAGAAUUAGUGUUCAGGUCCCUCGUUUAUGCAUUUGGAUUAUUGAAAUGCAAGGCCUAAGUUGCUGCUAGCUGGAAGAAGACCGGGGUGUGGGUUAGUGUUCAGGUCCCUCAUUUAUGCAUUUGGAAAUUUGCGAUUGAUAAAUGCCCACUUUGCUAAUAUUGGAUGGAUAAUAAAGCCCACAAAGGUUCUCUAAUUCUCUGCAAAUAAAGUUUUGUUUGAUGUGGACUUUUUUUUGAUUAAAGUGUAGACUUUGUAAACAUGUAUAUGCAUUUUAAUCUAUGCAUGAAUCAUACGUGUUUAUGCUAUUAUACGAGUUUACCGA
Molecule: messenger RNA, 1506 nt
Organism: Helianthus annuus (common sunflower)
Lineage: Eukaryota; Viridiplantae; Streptophyta; Magnoliopsida; Asterales; Asteraceae
Product: FIP1[V]-like protein
Exons: 6
Coding region: 743-1102 (119 amino acids)
Biological process (GO): mRNA processing
Source: RefSeq, a predicted model, not a curated record